CAUACGUGACGCCGUGUCCUGUUGAGUGAACCGCGCUAAGCCCGCGGUGUCCGUGUGUGGUGUCGGGAUUUGUAGUUCGGUAUAAUUGGUAAAUAAACAUCGAAAAUGUCCACAGCACCGCACAGCAAGAAGCGGGUCUGCUACUACUACGACAGUGACAUUGGAAACUAUUACUAUGGACAAGGACAUCCCAUGAAACCGCAUCGCAUAAGGAUGACCCAUAAUUUGUUACUUAAUUAUGGAUUGUACAGAAAGAUGGAAAUUUAUCGACCACACAAAGCUACUGCCGAUGAAAUGACCAAGUUUCACAGCGAUGAGUAUAUCAGGUUCCUCAGAUCCAUCAGGCCAGACAAUAUGUCUGAAUACAACAAACAAAUGCAACGCUUCAAUGUUGGCGAAGAUUGUCCAGUCUUUGAUGGUUUGUACGAGUUCUGCCAGUUAUCGGCAGGAGGCUCAGUAGCGGCUGCGGUCAAGCUGAAUAAACAGGCAUCAGAAAUUUGUAUAAAUUGGGGAGGCGGGUUGCAUCACGCCAAGAAAAGCGAGGCCUCUGGUUUUUGCUAUGUCAAUGACAUUGUCCUCGGUAUUUUAGAAUUGCUUAAGUAUCACCAGAGAGUAUUGUACAUUGACAUAGAUGUUCACCACGGCGACGGCGUUGAAGAAGCCUUUUACACAACUGAUAGAGUAAUGACAGUCUCGUUUCACAAAUAUGGAGAAUAUUUCCCUGGCACUGGUGACCUUCGAGAUAUUGGUGCUGGAAAGGGUAAAUACUACGCAGUCAAUAUUCCUCUGAGGGAUGGAAUGGACGAUGAAAGUUACGAAUCGAUAUUUGUCCCAAUAAUAUCCAAAGUUAUGGAGACGUUUCAACCAUCCGCAGUUGUUUUGCAAUGUGGUGCUGAUUCGUUAACAGGCGACAGACUUGGCUGUUUCAAUUUGACGGUCAGAGGACAUGGCAAAUGCGUCGAGUUUGUUAAGAAGUACAAUUUACCGUUCCUCAUGGUAGGCGGCGGUGGAUACACCAUUCGUAACGUUUCUAGGUGUUGGACAUAUGAAACGUCAGUGGCUCUGGGAUCGGAAAUAGCGAAUGAACUGCCCUACAAUGAUUACUUUGAAUAUUUCGGUCCCGACUUCAAACUGCAUAUAAGCCCCUCUAAUAUGGCGAAUCAGAAUACACCUGAAUAUCUGGAGAAAAUCAAAACGAGAUUAUUCGAAAAUUUGAGGAUGCUACCUCACGCACCAGGAGUUCAAGUUCAGGCCAUUCCUGAAGACGGCGCCGUUGUCGAGGACUCUGAAGCCGACGAGAAAGUUAACCCAGACGAAAGACUGCCACAGAGAGAUUUAGACAAACGAAUACAGCACGAAAAUGAGUAUAGCGAUAGCGAAGACGAGGGAGACGGUGGCAGGAGGGACAACAGAUCGUUCAAGGGUUCCAGAAAAAGGCCGCGACUUGAGAAAGGGCAAGAAAGCGGAGAUUCCGAUUUGAAAAAAGAAGAUGAUAUCAAAUCAGAGAUAAAAGAUAAUGAGAAGGAUGACAAAGCCAAUGUAACGAGUGAAGAGGCGAAGAAAGACGGAGGUGUGAAUCCCUGAUAAGAAAAUCCGCUUGGUUAAGUGAAUGAUUGAAUAUCUAUCUAACUCAAGUCUCCAUAGGUUAGGAAUCAGAAUUGGAAAGAGCAAAAGAAGAAGUAAAGAAACGAGAAAAAAGAAAUGUAAAUCUAAAACUGAAAGACUGCGAAGUAAAAUGUGAGACGUAACAUGACAACGUAACAUUUUACUUCGUGUUUUUUUUCCUCUUUCACAUAAAAAGUGUACAAACCAUUUACCAACAGUGGUUGUACAUGAUUUUAAUGAUAUUCCUGCCAUUUAUGGUAGAGGUAUUCAAGUUCUGUAUGUAUGAAUGUUUACCACCACGUAAUAUUGUGUUUUAAAGUCGGACACUACGAGGUCGGUGAAAUGGAAUGAUAAAAGAAAACUAAUUAUGUCCUGAACAAGUCAAGAUCAUUUAUAGAUUUAGAUACACAUAUAUUUCUAACAGUCUGUCCACACGUCAGCUUCUUAAAUAUGCAACAAAUUAAUGACGAAAUAUACAUAUUCGAGUCUUUCAAAUUUCUCCGUUUUAAACUGUGAUCGAUUAUAGUGGUACUGACAUGGAUCGUACGUACGGCUUGAAAAAAGGAAGGUAAAAUAACAACAUUAUUUGAAGAAAGGUUAUUUUGUAGGUAUACAUUUAAUAUAAUUGCAAAUCUCGCUCCCGUGUCAUUUCGUCUAAAGCAGGAUCAGUACAGUGAAAAAUGCCGACUACCAAAAAAUUUGUGAAGAAAAAUCGGGCUAUUUUCAUUUCAAGGUUGCUUUUUGGUGUAAUAAAAUUUUAUGAAUUUGCCAUACAUGUUAGGAUACACGAUUUUCAAUUAUUAUCGAUUUAAUUACGAUACUACUAAUUCUAUGAACGGUAGUUAAUUGACAUGCAACAAAAUUUCUUGAGCGAUCCCUUAUCAAAAAAUGAAAUAUCAAAUCUGAACAAAUUUAAACGAUACUCAUUUCUUUGGUAUUUAAUUUACUGUAAAAUCGUGCUGCUUGUGAAGAUCAAAUUACACGUAUGACGUUUUGUUUCUCGUCAACUUGAGAAACAUACCAAAAGUGGAGGGACAUUAAUAAGUCUACUAAAAGUUCUGCACGUUUUUCGAGAAUUGGUUCCGAUUUUUUUUAUCGUUUCUUAGUCGUUUUACUGCUUAAAAAUUAGGUGAUAAUAAUUAUUUGAAUUGAUAUAUCAGAAAUUUCCAUUUGUAAACUAGUUUUUUGUAUAAUUGAAUUUGGUCGUUUGUCUGCAUACCAAUUAAAAUCAUUUGUGAUUGAGUCAUCUCAUUACUUGGCUAAAGCGCGCAAUCAAUAGUGAAUAAUACUAUAAAUUACUAUACAAGAAUUUCUUUGCUUCCUAUAACUGUACAUAGUAUAGUAGAUCAACCUGAUAUGAAGAACAAUAUAAAUUUACGCAAUAAUGUGUCUCCUAUGCGUAAAGGUAUAUUAUUUUUCUGGAACUGAGAGAAGAGAAAUGAAGAAAGGAUGAUAAUUUUGUUUUAUUCAAUUAAAAAAUAUAAGUACGUAGAUGACGAUGAUGUGCUUAGAUGAUCUCUGCUUGCAAGUAAAUUAAAUGUUUCCUUAGACUAAGUCAAUUACAAUUACAGACAGCACUACGAUGACCGCAAUCUCGUUAUUCUUGCAAUUGUAAUUAUCAUUUGGCGUCAGUAAAAAAUCAAAGUCUCAACGAAAACAAGGAAUAUGGAAUUAUCAUAGCUAUGUAAAAAGAAGAAAGAGUUUCUAGUAUCAUUUGUCUCGUUGUACUAUGCAUCUCACAGAUAUAUUUCUCGUAAAAAUCUGUGAAGGAAUCGUUUUUCAUUUCCCAAAUGAAAUUUGUCGUUUACAACUUACAGCUGUUUAAAAAUGGCCAAAUCGUUAGGAUUUGAUGGCUCAGAAUAAUGUAGUUGGUUGUUCGUUAUGCACUCGGCAGCUGUCCUGAAUCAUCAGAUGCUAACGGAUUCGCCAAUUUGAAAUUCACAAACGACAAAUUUCCUAUCAAUAGGCAAACAACGUUUCAGUCGCGGGUUUUUAUGAGGAACUGAUUGAUCGCCUACAAGGUGAUAGUUCUGGGUCACCCUGUAUAUUUCUUAUUGUCAAGCUGCUACUAUCCUAGUUUUGAGGCGAUUUUUGGAGAGUGUUCGGUAUAGGUGACUACAUUCACCAACGUAUACUAAACAGCAAUGGACGUCGCGUAAUCUAUGUAUGGUGCACUUUGGUGUAUCAUAUACCAGGUGGUAGCAGAAAUCGCCCUCCAUGAGACCGAAUAGAUAUUUUGACGAUUUGGGUAUCUGGCCCUCUGACCUCUUCAGAAUAAAAUACAAUUACUACCUUUAUGUGAAAA
This is a messenger RNA of Diprion similis, 3910 nucleotides long. It is a transcript of the gene HDAC1, whose product is annotated as histone deacetylase HDAC1. Bases 106 to 1584 code for a protein of 492 amino acids. Gene Ontology annotation, molecular function: histone deacetylase activity. The record is from RefSeq and is a predicted model, not a curated record. Lineage: Eukaryota; Metazoa; Arthropoda; Insecta; Hymenoptera; Diprionidae. The transcript is spliced from 9 exons.